Molecule: messenger RNA, 2399 nt
Organism: Molossus molossus (Pallas's mastiff bat)
Lineage: Eukaryota; Metazoa; Chordata; Mammalia; Chiroptera; Molossidae
Product: zinc finger protein 14-like
Exons: 4
Coding region: 95-2038 (647 amino acids)
Biological process (GO): regulation of transcription by RNA polymerase II
Cellular component (GO): nucleus
Molecular function (GO): DNA-binding transcription factor activity, RNA polymerase II-specific; RNA polymerase II transcription regulatory region sequence-specific DNA binding
Source: RefSeq, a predicted model, not a curated record
GUCCCCGGUGGCUCUGCUGUGGGCUCGGAGGCGCAGCGAUCUGCACGCGUGGUGCAAGUUUAGGCAGUUCCCGGGAAGACGUAGAAACCCAGGAAUGGACUCAGUGACAUUUGAGGAUGUGGCUGUGAACUUUAGCCUAGAGGAGUGGGCUUUGCUGGAUUCUUUACAGAAGAAACUCUACAGAGAUGUGAUGCGGGAAACCUUCAGGAACCUGACCUCCAUAGGGGAAAAAUGGGAAGAUCAUGACAUUGAAGAUCAGUACAAAAGCCAGGGGAGACAAUGUGGAAGUCAAAUGGUAGAGAGAAUCUGCGAAAGGAAAGAGGGUAGUCAAUGUGGAGAAAACUUCAACCUUAUUCCAAGUCUCAGCCUGAAGAAAACUCUUCCCGGAGUAAAACCAUGGGAAUACAGUGUAUGUGGGGAUGUCUUCAUACAUCAUUCAUCCCAUAAUAGGGACAUCAGCUGUCACACUGGACACAAGCCCUCUGAGUAUCAGAAAUAUGGAGAGAAACCUUAUAAAUGUAGUGUAUGUGGCAGAGCCUUCACUUAUAUUCAAUUUUUUGAAAAGCAUGGAAGAAAUCACAAUGGAGAGGAACUAUAUAAAUGCGAAGAAUGUGGAAAAGCCUUCAUGUGGCUCAAAAGCCCUCAAAGAGACAUGAUCACAUAUACUGCAGAUGCUCCUUUUAAAUCUAAGGUGUAUGCAAAAAACUUUAGUUCUUCAGCUUCUCUUCAAACAUGUGAGAGAACCCACACUCUGGGGAAACCCUAUCAAUGUAAACUCUGUGGAAAAGCCUUUCGAUAUUAUAAAAGUUUUCAAAGACAUGAAAGGAAUCACCCUGGAGAGAAACCCUAUGAAUGUAAAAAGUGUAGUAAAGCAUUCAGGUACCCCAGUCAUCUUCAAAUACACGAAAGAACUCACACUGAAGAGAAGCCCUAUGAAUGUAAGGAGUGUGGAAAGACCUUCAGAUCUUACAGUUCCUUACAACCACACGAAAUGACUCACACAGGAGAGAAACCCUAUGAAUGUAAGGAAUGUGGGAAAGCAUUCAGAUAUUACAGUUCCUUACAAAUACAUGAAAGAUCUCACACUGGAGAGAAACCCUAUGAGUGUAAAAAAUGUAGCAAAGCAUUCAGUGCUCCCAGUUGUCUUAGAAAACAUGAAAGAAUUCACAGUGCAGAGAAACCCUACAAAUGUAAGGAAUGUGGGAAAGCCUUCAGAUUUUACAGUUCCUUACAAACGCAUGAAAGGACUCACACAGGAGAGAAACCCUAUGAAUGUAAGCAAUGUGGAAAGGCCUUGAGAUACUACAGUUCCUUACAAAUACAUGAAAGGAUACAUACAGGAGAGAAGCCCUAUGAAUGUAAGGAAUGUGGAAAUGCAUUCAGAUGUAACAGUUUCUUAAAAAUACACAAAAAAUCUCACACUGGAGAGAAACCCUAUGAAUGUGAAAAGUGUAGUAAAGUAUUCAGUACUCCUAGUAAUCUUCGAAUACAUGAAAGAACUCAUACUGCAGAGAAACCCUAUAAAUGUACAGAGUGUGGGAAAGCCUUCAGAUAUUAUCGUUCCUUACAAACACACGAGAGGACUCACACCGGAGAGAAGCCCUAUGAAUGUAAACAUUGUGGGAAAGCCUUCAUCUGUCGCACCACCAUUCAAAGACACAUGAAAGUGCACACUGGAAAUACACCUUAUCAAUGUAAGGAAUGUGGAAAAGCUUUCACUUGCCUUAGUUUGUAUCAAAGACACGAAAGAACUCACACUGGAGAGAAACCCUAUGAAUGUAAACAGUGUGGAAAAGCCUACAGAGAUCACAGUUCUUUACAAAGACAUGAAAGGACUCACACUGGAGAGAAACCCUAUGAAUGUAAGGAAUGUGGGAAAGCCUUCAUUUGUAACAAAAUUUUUCGAAUACACAUGAUGAGAGUGCACACUGCAGAAAAACCGUAUAAAUGUGAAGAAUGUGGGAAAGCCUUUAGUCAUCCUUAUUCCUUUCGAAGGCAUGAAAGAACUCACUGGAUAAAACCUCUUGAAUGUAAAUAGUGUGGGAAAGACUUCAGUUGGCCCACAUCUUUACAACUCCCCUGGAAAAGAAAUACAAAUGUAAAUAACAUGAAAGGGAUUGAUAUAAAUCAAGUUAGUUAUAAUGUUCUAGAAAACUUUCAAGAUUAAGGAGUUGUCAUUAAAGUAGUAAACGCAUUAUGUUUACUAGUUUUUUGUUGUUUUUUUUUAGUACAUAAUUGGGAUUUCUGCUACAGUAGAUCCUUUGGAAAUUCAGGAGUUAGGGGAACCCAUUUUCCACACAGUUGAAAAUUUGUGUGAAACUUAAGCCAGCCCUUUGCAUAAAUGAAUACCAAGCCAAGAACUGAAAAUACAGUCGACCCUUGAACAGCCCACAUUUGAA